This is a messenger RNA of Trichomonas vaginalis G3, 417 nucleotides long. Its product is annotated as cytidine deaminase protein. The transcript has a single exon. Gene Ontology annotation, cellular component: cytosol. Lineage: Eukaryota; Parabasalia; Trichomonadida; Trichomonadidae. The coding region runs from base 1 to 417 and encodes 138 amino acids. The record is from RefSeq and is a predicted model, not a curated record. Gene Ontology annotation, molecular function: zinc ion binding; cytidine deaminase activity.
AUGUCAUACCACACUAGUGACGAAGAUGUUAAGCGCAUGUUCGAAAUGGCAACUGUCAAUCAGAAGAAUUGCUAUGUUCCAUAUAGCCAUUACCCAGUUUCUGCUGCUUUGCUCUGCAAGGAUGGUACAAUUGUACUCGGCGUAAACGUUGAGAACUGUUCCUAUCCAAACGGAUGCUGCGCAGAAAGAUCUGCAAUCUUCGGUGCUGUUUCUAAUGGCCAUAGAGACUUCGUUUCUAUCUUGAUCACUUCCAAGAUGGGUGAUGAUUUCAUCCUUCCUUGCGGAAUGUGUCGUCAGGUCAUUGCUGAAUGGGGUAAUUUAGAAGUUAUCUCGACAAAGGGCAACGGUGAGAUCAAGCGUUACCACAUUUCCGACCUUCUUCCUGAGGCAUUCACACCUGCUGAUCUUACUAAGUAA